This is a messenger RNA of Triticum turgidum subsp. durum (durum wheat), 552 nucleotides long. The record is from the annotation of a GenBank genome assembly. NCBI's taxonomy places the organism in Eukaryota, Viridiplantae, Streptophyta, Magnoliopsida, Poales, Poaceae.
AUGGACGGCUCGCCACCCUCGUCGGAGCUGUAUAUUGGGAAGAUGAAUCCUCGGGCGCCUGGAUGGAAUAAGAGGUUGAGGACUGGAGCUGCUGCACCGAGCAGGCCGCCUUGUCCAAACCACAUCAGUGCGUUCGAGAAGGUUGUGUGGAGUUUUGCUGAGAACCCAACCGAUAAUGUUAUCACACAAGUUAUUGGCACAACAUUAGACUCGGUGAGUGAGGUGUAUGACUUCCACAAUUUGUACUCGUGGGAGAAGGGCUUUGGCAUUCGUUAUGGGAAGAGCAGGCUAAAUGUGGAGAGGACCAAAUGCAUGCAGGAAAUAGUUUGUGGUUGCUCGGGCAAGGCUGGUGUUGAGAACACAAGGUCUUGUCGUUGCGAGUGCCCUGCUCUAAUAAGGCUGCUACGGGCAGAGAACAACAGAUGGUACAUUGCAGAGCAUAGAGAUACUCACAACCACUCGCUGUCAACUAAUUUCGGUGAGACAAUCCACUGGCCCUCACACAAGCACAUAGGUGUGUACACGAGAGAUCUUGUGAAACAGUUAAUGUAG